Anopheles maculipalpis is the source of this 3541-nucleotide messenger RNA. It is a transcript of the gene scaf, whose product is annotated as inactive serine protease scarface. Gene Ontology annotation, molecular function: serine-type endopeptidase activity. The transcript has 8 exons. Gene Ontology annotation, biological process: proteolysis. Lineage: Eukaryota; Metazoa; Arthropoda; Insecta; Diptera; Culicidae. The coding region runs from base 68 to 3541 and encodes 1157 amino acids. The record is from RefSeq and is a predicted model, not a curated record.
GUGUGCAGUUGCAAAUUUUGUGAAGCAAAUUCGCGAUCCUGUAGGAGCGUUGUGAAAUUAUUUCAAAAUGAACCAUCGAACGAGGGCCCUGGUGGGGCUGCUGUGCAUAGCGGGCUUGGCGUCGGGUCAACUCAACCAAAGCUACCGUCCGGAGUUCUUCUCUCCCGGUCAAGGCUUCCAGUCGGUGUCGGCGCAGAUCUCGAGCAGUAAUGUCCAGCAGUUUAAACGACAGGCUCCCGGCGGUGGCGGUGCGGGGGGUACCGAUGUCAUCCCGCAUGACCAGAAGAAGCAAACCACCUUCUGGUGGGUGGCACCGGACACCCCGUUCAAGGCUACUAAAAUUGGUGGUGGUGUCCAGGAACCGCCCGGUACCGGCGGCGGCGAUGGUGACGAUGGUUCGGUGGCUGGUGGUGGUGCGGCAGGUGCCGUAGCGGGAGCGGGAGGUGGUGCAGUGGCGGCUGGAGGCGCUGCCGGUGGUACCGUUUCGCAGACGGCGUUCCAAGCAUCGGCCGCCCGUACAGCGACCGGUCAGGCGGGGCAAGCGUUCGGCGCUGGUGGAGCAACGACUUCCUUCCAGUCGUCAACAGCUUCCCGUACGAUCGGAACGCAAACCCAAGGGUUCCAGGGGGCCGGUGUUGGAGCGGCUGGAGCUGCCGGAACGAUCGGUGCUACACAGUCAACCGUCAGAUCGUCCAGUAGCUCGUUCGGUACGCAAACCGGCGUUGUCCAACCAGCCAUCAUAGCCGGUUCUACGCAAACCCGAUCGUCCACAUCCAACACGCAGGUUAAUACGGGGACGAUACAGCCGGGUGUUGGAGCAGGUGGCGUCCGUACGUCCACCAUUAUACGUCAGUCGAAAACACAAACAACGACUGGUGUAGCUCCCGUCCCUGCUCCACCACCACCACCACCGUCCACCUCAAUCAAAAGCACGACGACCGGCGUGCGGACGGACACGAUCACGUCCAACAUUAACCGACCGGUGCCUCCAUCCACCGUGGGCAUUAACACACAGACUAAUGUAGAUACGCAGCGUACUAUCCAAACUAACCUCUAUCCGGGCCAACCGGGGCAGCCGGGCCAGCCGGGCAGUACUUCUACCGCUACGGUCGUGGGGACCUCUACCAGGACAACCGAUCUAACACCAAAUAACUUUGGCGGUAAUACCGUAACGAAGACGCAGGAACGUACUGAAGGAGGCAUCACGAGCAAGGUCACAACCACCGGCACGAUUACACGGCCAAUCUUCAAGCAAACGAUCACCUCGACCGGGUACAACUACCCAGUGCCAGAAACGAUUCCGUGCUACGAGCCCAGCAAAAUCUGUGCCCCGAAUCAGUUCUGUGUCGAUGGAUUCGUCGAUGAGUCGCAGCUGAACCUGUUCAACACGAACAAUCAGAACUGCAACUCCGCCACCGAACAGUGCUGCAGGAUUCGGCCAACGCCAGCCACGCGUUGUCCCGACGAUAGCUACGUCUGCGUAUCGCCCGACUUAUGCAACAAUGGCCUGCUGAACUUCGAUGCACAGAAUGCCAUCUCCACGAGACAACCGACUGGCGAAUGUUACGCACCGGAAGUUUGCUGCAAACAGCAAUCCCUGCUCUCCCAAUCGACCGUCCUGACCAACGAAGGUUACGUCGUUAAGGUACCGGAAAAUCAGUACCUCCCACCGGAGGGUCAAAACACCGUCACAAACAUUCAAACUGCACCACCCCCACCACCACCCACUACACCUCGCCCACCACCCACCACUACACGCUAUGUACCACCACCUACCACGACACGCUAUGUACCACCACCGACCACCACGCGGUACGUGCCACCACCAACCACCACCCGGUACGUGCCACCGCCAACGACUACGCGCUACUUCCCACCACCGACCACCACGCGUCCACCAUUCCGCGGCGACGAGUACAUUCCACCAAGGGAGGAAGUGCCAGCACCGUCCAAUGACGACCCUAACAAGAUCAGACCUCCACAGGACGAGAUCCCGAACCCGGCCAACGAUACACCGGUCGUCAUCCGGCCCACUACGCAGCGUCCAUUCCAGCCACCGCGUCCGCAAGGUCCGGAAGCACCGCCACCACUACCACCGGUAGGAUGCUCGGCUGCCAUGAACUGUACCGAGGAGGAGUACUGUUCCUCGACCGGCGUUAUCUCGAAGACUCCCGUUGUGCUGACCGAGGAGCAGAAGCUGUUCCGCGUACCGGUAACGGCUUGCCGAAACUUGGAGCGAGGAUUCACUGGAGUUUGUUGUCGCGAUCCGGACUACGUUGAUCCGUGGCCGGUCGGUCAGCUUGGACAGUACAAUCCGGAAAUUCUAGGCUUUGACGAUGGUUCGUACAAACCGGCCGGAAAUGGUAACGGUAAUGGUAACGGUAAUGGAAAUGGCAACGGACGCCGUCCAGGCGAACCGAUCCAGGCGUCACCGUCCCAGGUAACGUCCACACAAUCGUUUGCACCGAACCAGUUCGUCAGCCAGACGGCCUCAGUGACACAGAGCAAAUCGCAGUACGAUCGGGGCGUAACAGCGUCCGCUUCCUUCCAGUCUACCGUCGGCCAGCGCGUAAAUGCUGUACCGUCCGGGCUACAGUUUACCAACAGUGGCAACACCCGAUUCCGCCCGUUCCAGAACCAACGAUCGGAAAACACGUUCGCGAAGCCACAACAGUGUGCCCCACGAAACUAUAACACUCAGCCACGAGGCGCAGGACCGUUGGGCACUGGAUUCGGUGAGUUCCCGUGGCAAGCGAUGGUACUGUUGGAGACCAACAAGACUCUGCUGUGCGGGGGAGCCAUCAUAUCGGAUAACACCGUCGUAACUGCGGCCAAUUGUGUCUAUGGACUUAACCCACGAACGAUUCAAAUCAAGGGAGGAGAAUGGCGCCUAGGAGUUGACGCAGAACCAAAGACAUUCCAGAUUGUGCGCGUGAAGGACAUCGUGUACCAUCCAGCUUACAAUCCGACUACGUUGAACUACGACGUUGCCAUGUUGGUGCUAGAGGAUCGCCUUAAGUUCGAUACGCACAUCGGAGCCAUCUGUCUGGAUGAGAAUGAUGUUGUGCCGAGUGCUUCGUACGAGAACUGUGUGACUACUGGUUGGGGCAAGGAAGUACUUAAGAUUCACAUCCAAAAUGCGCUGAUGCACCAGAUGUCGAUCUCGCUGCUGUCGGAAGCGGAAAGCCAAAGCCAGCUGCAACGAAACGGAUUCGCACCGGAAUCGCACAUCUGUGGCCGUCCGUCAGGGGAUGCCUGUGAGGUUGAUGUGGGCAGUGCGCUGGCUUGUGCGGAUACGAGCGGCGCCUACUAUCUGAAGGGUGUCUACUCGGCCGACAACGGAUGCAACCGUCCGGAUCAGAUCGUUUCGUUCUCGAACAUUGAUGUGCAAUGGAUCAAGCAGGCGUUGAAGAACCCGAACCAGUUCAUUACGCCAGUACCGAACUAUCAGACCGCGGCCAACAGUCCACAGGUGACGCGAGUACAGCUCCAGUCCACUCAGGGCCCGGCGUACAACAACAAGUACCUGCCACCGUACUAG